GCGUCGCGUCGAGGGCGGGGAGGGAGGAAGAAAAACUGCGGGGCGAAAGUGAGGAGAGGAGGAAGAAAAAAACGCCUCGAACCACGGCGAAAAAUCACAGCGUGGACGUCUAACCGUGUAUGGACCGUCGUUUGGCGGAUUCUAUGAUGAGGAGCGAGCCUGUGCUUUUGUCUUCCAGCGGGGCAAUGGAGGAGUUGGUGUACGAGCUCCGGCUGUUCCUGGACCUGCUGGACCGGGAAUAUCUCAGCGCCGGAAUCCGAGAGAAGAAAACACACCUCUCCAACAUCCUCAACCGAGUCCUCUCGAAAAAAGAGCCAUUAUGUAAAGCAGAGAUCCACAGUGGACUACCCGCACCCCCACAAAUGCCGCUGCCUGAAAUCCCUCACCCAUGGCUGGCUCCAAACGACGGCCCUCCUCCUCUACCCAGCUCCUCGCUACCGGAAGGUUACUACGAAGAAGCGGUGCCUUUAACCCCCGGCAAAGCGCCGGAAUACAUCACAUCGAACUACGAUUCGGACGCUAUGAGCAGCUCCUACGAGUCGUACGACGAGGAAGAAGAGGACGACAAGGGUCGCAAGACGCGCCACCAGUGGCCCUCCGAAGAGGCCUCCAUGGAUUUGGUGAAGGACGCUCGGAUCUGCGCUUUCCUGCUGCGCAAGAAACGCUUUGGCCAGUGGUCCAAGCUUCUCUGCGUCAUUAAAGAUAACAAACUUCUGUGUUACAAAUCGUCCAAAGACCAGACGCCGCAAAUGGAGCUGACCCUGUCGGGUUGCAGCAUCAGCCACGUCCCCAAAGACGGCAAGAAGAAACGCCACGAGCUGAAGAUUGUCCACCAGGGGGCAGAUGCCCUGGUGCUUGCCGUGCAGAGCAAAGAACAGGCAGAGGAGUGGCUCAAGGUCAUGAGAGAGGUGUGCGGUAAUGGGACUUAUGAAUUGGAUCGCUCCGGAUCCCCAGUCCACAAACCUGAACUGGAAAAGAAAUCCUCGUCCGACAGGCCAAGCUCGGACGGCGAAGCGGCGCACGAGAACGGACACGUGGACAACAAGGACCACGGUACCGAUCACUACGGGGAUCUCGUUUCGCGAGCGUUCCGUGCCAAUUCAUCCGUGGGAUCCUUCUGUGGUGGCAUUCCAGGAAAAGGAAAAAAGAAUUCCAAGUCGGAGCAGGGCAAGACCGGCACGGUCGGGAAAGGCGCCGGGAAGAAGAUCACCAAGAUCAUCGGGCUGGGCAAGAAGAAGCCCUCCGUGGAUGAGCAGACUUCAUCGGCGGAGGAAGAUGUCCCCACGAGUGGCUACCUGAACGUGCUGUCCAAUAACCAGUGGCGGGAGCGCUGGUGCCGCCUCAAAGACAACCAGCUGCUGCUGCACAAAGACCAGGAUGACCUGAAGAGCCACAUGGCUUCGCUGCCCCUCCGAGGCUGCGAGGUCAGCCCCGGCCUGGACCACAAGCACCCUUUCGCCUUCCGCUUGCUACGUAAUGGUCAGGAGGUGGCCGUACUGGAGGCAUCCUCCUCCGAAGCCAUGGGUCGCUGGCUGGGGGUCUUACUGGCCGAGACGGGCUCCGCUGCGGACCCGGCCAACUUGCAUUACGACUACAUCGACGUGGAGACCACCGCCAACGUAAUCCAGCUGGCCAAACAGUCGCUCUGUUUUACCAGUAAGCGUGCGGUCUCCCCGAACCCGUACGCCUGCCCCAGCGGGACGGCGCUGCACUACCACGACGUACCCAUCAACGGAAUGCACUCCGGUCCCGACACAGGUGGGAAGAAAGCGCACGAUGACAACUCCUACGAAAACGUGCCCGAGGCCAAGCUCAAGUCCGCCUCUUCAAAUCACUCUAAGACACCCGUUUGUAAAGUCUCUUCUAAGUUCCUCACUGCUGACACUAAAACCAAAGCUGGCGCUCAGCUUAAGGGGAAGAAGGGGAGCGCAAGCAGCGGGCUCGCAUCCAAACUGAAGGCAGAUCCGAGAAGUCAGCAAAAGAAGAACGGAGUCGCUGCUAUGAACGGGACAGCGUCGCUGAAACGCAGCAACUCCGACGCGGAGCAAUGUAAAUACGGGAAAAACCGCGUGGAGGCAGACGCCAAGCGGCUGCAGGCCAAAGACGACGAGCUGACCAAGAAGAAACUCGACAUCCGGAACCAUCUGGCCGCUCUGAAGAAGGAACGCAAGGACCUGCGUAGCGCUAUUGAGGCGGCGUCAGGCAAGCGAUCGCAGGCCUCCGUGUCGGAACGACUGAAGAAGGUGGAGGACGAGUGCAGACAGAAGGAAGAAGAGCGAGUCAACCUGGAGCUGGAGCUGACCGAGGUCAAAGGCAGCCUGAAGAAGGCGCUGAGCGGCGGGGUCACCCUGGGCCUCACCAUCGAACCCAAAGCUGCUCCGGCGGCCGUCCAGUCACCGGCAGCGUUACGACGGGUGCAGGAGUCCUCGCCCUUCUCCAGCUGCGACACCAGCGACACGGAGACCUGCUCCCUGCCCGUCAACAGCGCCUCGCUGCUGCGCCGGCAGCGCGCCGUCCCCAAGGCGUCGCCGGUGCGAGGACACGUCCUCAGGAAGGCCAAGGAAUGGGAACAGAAGAGCGGAACAUAAAUCCCUUCAGCUUGCUCUCAGGCUACGUUCACACUGCAGAGCAUCAUGCCCACUUUGGAUUUUUUGGGGUCAAGUCCAAUCUUUUUAUGUCGUCAUUCGCAUUCCAAAUAACAAAUGCGACUUCUGAUGCCCGCGACGUCACACGCACGCAGAGAAAACAGGACGCCGCAUGACGCCGCAUUGUGCACGCGCACGAACGACCUGUACGGCCACACUGCAUUCGCAUCGGCUACGUAAUCUUAUCUGAUUUAUGUCCACAUAUGAAAGAGGAUAUAAAAACAAAACUGUAAAAUUGUACUGUUCGCAUUGACACGGAACAAAUAUCUGAUACAUGACACAUUGGGCAAAAAAACAAAAAUGGAAUUGGCCUGCAGCGUGAACAUAGCCUUAAGGUUCUUUUCUUUAGGUGACAUUACAGAUGUAUUUAUUCAAAACGGUCUUUCCGCACACUCUUAUGUAUUAACCAUAAAACCAAAAAAAACAAAGAAACGCUGGUUUUCUGACACUUUUCUACUGUUGAGCACGCUUCGUGUACAUACUGUAUCUGUGCAUAUUGUGUUGCCCGAUUUUUGUUUGUUAUUUUUGUCUUUCACUCCAAGGUCUCUCUCAGCAGAUUCAGUCCAAAUCCAAUAUUUAUUUGUAAAUGUUUCCAGAAAAAAAAAAGAAGUAGCUUCCCUCUAUUUAUGUUGAUAUAUUUAAAGUAUAUAUGUAGAAAAUGAAUUGAAAAAAAUGACGCAUUUUGGGUCCAGACCCCAAGUUUGGGAACCUUCCUUUAACCUGUUGAUACUGUUGUUGUUGUUGUUUUUUUUGGUUUGUUUUUUGGUCACGCUGGUGGCGCUAAAUCGCUCCCUACCAAAUAUUGCAACCACUCUGAAAAGAAAAAAAAUCAAAUAACUAGUCGACCAUUCCCAGUUCCUAUACACAUUAUGUUCUUAUUUUGUUAUUGACUGACGCAUUGACACUUUUGUUUUACGUAACAUCCCCCCAGAAAAAUCUCAAUUUACAAAGACCAAGUACCGAUAUUAUUGUAAUUUUAAAGGAAUAAAGUUGUUACUUUAUGAGAAGCAAGUCAUAAUUUUACAAUAUUACAAGCUUCAAAAAAUUCAAUGAACAAAGUUUGAAGAUAAAGUUGUAAUUUAAUGAGACAAGAAGAAAGUCCCAAUUGUACAACAUUACAAGGGGAGGGGAGACAAAUUCAAAGAUAAAGACGUCAUUUAUAAUGAAAAAGUUGUCCUUUUGGAGAAUAUUUCAACAAGAUCUGCGAUGUGACGGGGGAACAAAAAGAGUUACAAGAGAAAGUUCUAAUUUGAUGAGAAACAAGUUUUGAUUUUACAAUAUUGCAAUCUCAUUUCACAAAGAGAAGUUCAGAGAUAAAAGUUGUUAUUUCGGAAGACUUUUCCACGAAAUAAGGCAAUAUUUCAAGGCAAUCCUUUUUGUUUGCAGUGUAGCCCUAAAGGUCCUUGGUUGUCUAAAAUAAUGGCUAAUAACGUUUCGUAUGGUAAGUAUGCUGUUAGCAUGAUGUGGCUUUCCUCUGCCAAUAAAUGUGAACCUGCCAUAUGUAGCAUAGUUUAGCUUGGCAGAUGGUUUUGGGGAGGAGUUUUCUUUGUUUGUCUGGUGCACCUUAUCAAUGUUUGACUUCAUUUCAUAUUGGACAGUCGCCACCUUGACGACAGCAACACGCUUUGUACAUAGAUUGAGAGACCUUCUGUGUUGACCGAAUGAUAAUAAAUCUCUUCAAAAAGUU
This is a messenger RNA of Phyllopteryx taeniolatus (common seadragon), 4332 nucleotides long. RefSeq names its product actin filament associated protein 1 (gene afap1). The record is from RefSeq and is a predicted model, not a curated record. Gene Ontology annotation, cellular component: cytosol. The transcript has 17 exons. NCBI's taxonomy places the organism in Eukaryota, Metazoa, Chordata, Actinopteri, Syngnathiformes, Syngnathidae. Bases 120 to 2588 code for a protein of 822 amino acids. Gene Ontology annotation, molecular function: SH2 domain binding; SH3 domain binding.